Molecule: messenger RNA, 942 nt
Organism: Gavialis gangeticus (Gharial)
Lineage: Eukaryota; Metazoa; Chordata; Crocodylia; Gavialidae
Product: hibernation-associated plasma protein HP-20-like
Exons: 4
Coding region: 1-759 (252 amino acids)
Molecular function (GO): protein binding
Source: RefSeq, a predicted model, not a curated record
AUGAGGAAACAGGAUGCAAACAGGAAAAAUAUCUUAUUGGUUGGAAAUAUAGGCCAGAUGUCUGUAGUGAAAUUCCAGCCUUAUCGAAACAUUUGGAUUUUGGCGCUCUCUCUCACUGCAAUAGUGGCAUUAGAAGAAAAGCAUGUUCUUCAACAGUGUCUCCAAGGUCCUCCGGGUGCCCCUGGGAACAAUGGAAGUCCAGGGCACAAUGGGCAAAAUGGACUGAAUGGAGAAAAAGGACAGAAGGGAGAUAUAGGGGAACCUGGUGUCUCUGGAUUGGUUGGAAAACAAGGCCCUCCAGGAAAACUAGGACCGAGGGGUGAAACAGGAGAACCAGGCCCUACUGGACCAAAAGGAAACCCAGGAGAAUGCCCACCUCCUCAAAAAUCUGCUUUCGCUCUGAAACUGGGCAAAAAUUAUCCACCUCCUGAACAACCCAUUAUUUUUAAUGAGGUCCUCUAUAAUGACCAGCAUCAUUUUGAUUUGGCCACAGGAAUUUUCACCUGCCAGAUCCCUGGAGUUUAUUACUUUGCAUACCAUGUAGAGUUAUACCGGAAUACCACAACCAUUAUUUUGAUGAAAAAUGGCAAGGGCAUAAUAGGAACAUAUCAGACAACACUAAAAGCUUAUGAAAAUAUGUCAGGAAGUACCAUCCUAAAGCUGGAGAAGGGUGAUAAAGUCUGGUUAAAAGCGCAUCAGGAAAGUAAUGGAGCAACACAUGCAAGCUACUUUUUGGGUUAUCUGAUAUUUGAAAGUUAGAUGUCUGCAGAAUGCCAGGAUGAUAAUAUUCCCAGAGUAUAGGGCAAAAGAUUCUGGUAGCAUUUAAUAUCAUAUUAUAUACACAGGUGGGAACAUCAGUUAUUAAGGCUGCAUAAUGCUUCUCAUUAUUAGGUCCUGUUUUCUGUUUUUUUUUCAUUAUGAUUUCAAAGUUAUAGCUUUGGG